This is a messenger RNA of Batrachochytrium dendrobatidis JAM81, 1092 nucleotides long. RefSeq lists its product as uncharacterized. The record is from RefSeq and is a predicted model, not a curated record. Bases 1 to 1092 code for a protein of 363 amino acids. The transcript has a single exon. NCBI's taxonomy places the organism in Eukaryota, Fungi, Chytridiomycota, Chytridiomycetes, Rhizophydiales.
AUGAGAGUUCAACUGUUGAUAGCACUGAUUGGCAGUAUUUCUGUCAUUGCUACUAAUAAUAGCAGCAAUGAAUAUGGCAUAUAUUUAAGGAGCUUUGGUAGACUAGCUGACUUGGUCAAACGGCAAUUAGGACCAGAACCACAGCCAUCCUCCACAAUUAUACCGCCAACAGCCCCACAGCCAGUCUCAACAGUCAGUCCACAGUCAGUCCCAUCAGCCAUUCCACAAUCAGUUCCGGCCAUUCCACAGCCAAGUAGCUCUCCUACGGUACGUCCUGCAAAUAAUCCUACAGUUACCAUUGGAAAUCCUUCACAACCCAGAGUCGCUCCAAUUAGCAGUGCACCUGCUCCGUCUAGUCCUGUCAACUCGCCAUCUCUGCCUCGCAAUGUUGGUGAUACUUUACCUACGCUUCCAGCACUUGUUGAUCCACCCCGAGGUACUGCGACAUCAAGUGCUCCUACCGACGCAUCUGCUGCUGCUCUCAACAGUCCCCAAUCCAACUCCUACUUUCCCUACUAUGUUGUUGGUGCCUUUUUCGGUGUGAUUCUAAUCGGUGCAAUCGGAACUCUGAUCUAUAACAAGUAUAUCUAUCCUGACGAUGAUGACCACUCUCCAGUCUCGUUGCACAAAACUGGAUCCACUAAGCUUCCUGUCAAUGGCUCCAAGUCUGCCUCUUCAAAUAUCAUGUAUUCCAAUAAUACUAAACCCUCCAAUAACCUACAAUUUGCUUCAUACGAUACUAUGGGUAGAUCCGGUGGUCCUGGUGUCGUUGUCCAAAAGCAAGAGUAUUACAUUGAUAACAGUAUUCCAAACUUGGACCAAUCUCGAUUUGCUUCGUAUGAAACAUUGGGUCGACCCAGCGGGCCUGGGACACUCGUGCAAACGGAUGAGUAUGGCAUGAUCCCAUCAGAUUGGCAACAGUCUUCAAAACCAAGUCCGCCUCCCAUGAGCUCUUAUGCUGUAUCACAUCCUAAUCGUGGUUCUCCUAUUAGGACAAAAACUUACCCGCCCCCAUCUCAUAUGUCUAACCUUCCUUUUACUCAGCGGCCAAGCCCACCCCUGCAAUCUAAAAACAGUUAUAAAAGAGGCUAG